Molecule: messenger RNA, 798 nt
Organism: Pseudomassariella vexata
Lineage: Eukaryota; Fungi; Ascomycota; Sordariomycetes; Amphisphaeriales; Pseudomassariaceae
Exons: 1
Coding region: 1-798 (265 amino acids)
Biological process (GO): aflatoxin biosynthetic process; regulation of DNA-templated transcription
Cellular component (GO): nucleus
Molecular function (GO): DNA binding
Source: RefSeq, a predicted model, not a curated record
AUGGAUGUCGAAAACUCAGUCCCUGAUUUGGGACCAUUCAGUUUCGAAGGAAAAGACAUACCCCCUGAGUGGCUAGACGACAUCUUUCCUAUCACAGACAAAUGGCCGGCAGACCAUGGCUAUGAUCACUUGAGAGGACAGGAGAACAUGGGCACACCCGUGGAACUUCCAGCAGAACGAACAUGUCACAAUCCUCAAGGUCCUUGUCUCAGCUUGGCAACAGGCCUCCUCAAGUCCAUGCACAUCAGUUCCCCAUCCUGCCUCUUGGGGGGAUGCAGCAUGAGUAAGCAGGAUCAGCAGCAGUGCCCGGUCGAUGCGACCCUGUCCACCUGUCAGAGAAGUCUGCGAGUCAUGCGCGGCCUCCUCAGGUGCCCCUGCUACUCCAGCCCUCAGCUGCAGCUCCUAGUCACCGUCAUCUGCAACGAGACGAUAGCCUGGUACUGGCGCAUCAUCAGCACGUACAACAGCAGCCGCCAUCACCCCGGCACGAGAAUGGAGCGCGGUACCAGAGGCGAGGCUUCCACACAGGCAGAAGCCCCGCUCCUGAGACGACCCUUCUUCAUCGGCGACCACUAUUUGGAGGGCCACUUGGAGAAGAUGCUGAUUGGCCAGGUGAUCUCCAGCAGGUUGCAGGAGCUGGAAGGUCUGGCCAGAGAAAUGGCCCGGAAGGACAAGAACGGCGGCUGUCCGAUGCUACAUGGCGUGAACAUGAGAAGGGAUACUUUCCUCCAUGCCCAGCUAAGCGCCAUUAGACGCGAGGUAGAUAGCCUGCAGGACGAGACACUAGGGGACGAUUGA